AGCGUAUAAAUUUAAGUGAAAGACAUUUGUCGUCUUUAAUUUAUUUUCACAGUAAAUCAGUUGACUAAUUAGAACAAUCGUGAAUAUUAUAUAUUUAUAAUUUAUAUCGCUAAUAAUUUAUAGUGAGAGCGGCCCUCUGCCUGCAAAGUUCAUUGUCAAUGGAGGUUAAUAAUGCAGCGAAAAGCAAAAUCAAUGUGGAUACAAAUGGAGCAAGAACAGGCUUUGAUCGAUUUCAUAAUACAGGACCAGACUCCUUCUUUUCCACAAACAAGCCUCAGAAUAGCUUCAGAGACGGCGGAUUGAUGUCAUACAACCCAUUCUUGGACUGCCCGGUGCAAGACUCUGCACCACUCCCUUACACAGUUUGGCCAACUCAGGAAGAAGACUGUAAAUCAGUGUACUGGCCUCAAGUCAUACCUAAUAACAGAAAUCUGGUAGAUGCCAAUAAUUGUGGGAGUGAGGCUGAUCUUUAUGGAUUAGUGUCAGACAUCUUGGAAGAACCAGAUUCAAUGGACCCAUACUCCUCAUAUGUCUCAGAGAAUAGGCUACCCUCUAGUCUGAAAGGUGUCUGGUCUCCAAAGUUGACAAGAGAAGACAGGAUGCAGUACUUCAACAAUGAGGUACAGAUGCCGCCCAUUUCCGGAUUCCCAACAAAACAGAUUUGUCCUAAACCAGUCAGCAAUAUUUCUCCUCAGCCUGCUGGUAGAGAAUCUCAUCAAUGGGCCGAACUUCAGAAUUGUAAUGGUUUUGAUUCUUUUGCACUUCCCUGCAAUUUCUCCACCUGUAAUGGAGAGGCCAACACAUAUUCUCCUCAAGAUCUCCCUCGCCCCCCAGGCCUGAGCACACCCCCAGCGUUAAGCUCUAGCCUCUUCCAGACCAGGCCUGGUAAACCUGAGUAUAUUACACCCGAGAAGGAGGAAGGAUACCGCAGCACCACUAACUGCCUGUCUGAUUAUAUAAACUCAGUCAACAACUCCUGCUGCCCUCCUCAAACAAUGGAUGACUCCUAUUUCAGUUCAUCUCAUGAAUUUUCAUCUGUGAGCAAAGAUAAACUGAAAGACACCCAAUCGUUCUCUGUGCAGGAUGUCAGUAAACUGGCCUUUCUCUUGGCAGAGCAGGAUAUGAACUAUUGCAGAGAAUCUACCCAGAAUGGUCUUUUAGGACAGAGGAAUCUUGAGGAAAUCAUGGCAGAGCAGAAGAGUCAUGCUUUUCAAAGGAUGUCGGAGCUUAUUACUCAAACAACAGAUUUUAAGAGAGAGGUGACACACAACCAUAUGGAGCAAAGAGGAGCUAAAGUAGUGGAUAAAAAACAAAGUCAUUAUACUACGAAUGAAUUUUCAAGGUUUGGGCCACCAAAGACUUUUUCUCCUACCAUCAUGCCUCCAGCCCUCCACCCAAACAGAGAAGCCAGCCUGAUAGGAAGCAGCACCGCCCAAAACAGUGUAAAGCAGUACCAGCUUAUCCAUUCAAACCAUUACCAAAAACAAGCUAAGAUUUCAGCAAAGACCAACAGCAACAAUGAAUCACAGGGUUUUGCAAAGCUCACAAACACAUCAGGGGCUGUUCCAUUGCUUCCUUCUCAGCAGUUGUUCCGGCCUGCAGUGAGAGUCUCGGCUGAUUUGAGUCAGGGCAACACAGUAAAUCUACAUGGUGCGAUAGGCCAGGUCAGUCUUGAGGAUUUAAGGAAGGGAGCGGGAAAUGUGGAUAUUUCAGAUUUUGACCUCCAGCUAGAGAACAACAGGUUGUCCGCGGGCCUCAUGGUCGAUGGGUGUUUUUCUCCACGCUUUAGCAUGAAACCCAAACUUCCUGGUUUCCUUAAAGAGGCAGACAAGAAAACAGGACUCCUGCAGAAUCCAUAUCAGGGACUGGGCAGUUUGUACGGAGGACAAAUGAGACACAACGGAGCGAGUUCAAACUCAGCCAAAGCUAUACCAUCACAACUUUUCCCAUUCCUAUACCAGAUGGGUGAUCCCAGAAAAAGCACAUGCCACCUGAUUCAGUCGCAGUCACAGUUGCCCUACUGCUCUGUGCCUGUCAUCGACAUGAAUGAACGUCUGCCAGAGGGAGAUGUUUCGCCCUUCAGCCCUUAUCUACAAGAAUGCAUUGGGCUAAGCCAAACAUCAGGAGACGGGUCAUUCUCCGGGUUUCUGUCGGCCAUGACUUUACCUAAGUUUGGCAAGGCACUCGGAAACCCCAACAGUCAGCUACACUUUUACUUGGAGGAAUGUUACGAGCAGUGGAAGAUGCUGGAAAAAGAGAGAAAGCAAGCAGAAGCUGUUCUUACAAAGACUUACCCAGGAAAACGCGUGUCUGUAGUAACCAGUAGUGUUUUACCCAAAAUGCCUCCAAACCCCUCCAGACUGGACCGCCUCAUUGUAGACCAGCUGCGCGAACAGGCCAGGGUGGCAGGUUUGCUAGGCAAGAUGGAGCAGUUGCGCAGUUUUCCGCUUCAUGCUAAUGUUGGCUCAGCAUUGGACAGGCAUCUUGAGGUCAUCUACAUCACUCAGGCACGCCGCAAGGACGAAUUCAUCAAUGCCAGCAGCAGACAGAGGCAGCCAGCGGCCUUCUUUAGAGAGGACAGGGAGAUCCUUCUGUUGGCAUCUGCAGUGAAGGACCUGUGCAGCAGCACCAGAAAGGCCCGGACCGCUCUUUGGUGUGCAUUACAAAUGACUUUGCCCAAAACAAACAGUUACCCAGAGGAGAGAGACGAGCUGGGUACCUGCUCCCCUUUAGGCCAAGACAGUUCUGAGCAAAGCAGCUUGGAGAGAGCACUGACUGCCCUGUGAUCAAUUUCUGGCAGGUACACAGUUUUUUGUGUGUUUUUUGACACAAAGUAACAUCGAUCUAACCCGUCCAAAAAAGUGCAAGAGGUGAUGGGAUUGCAUUUUAAGAAGAAUGAAUGAGUUAUUUAAGUUAUUCCACUAAAGUGAU
Messenger RNA from Sinocyclocheilus rhinocerous, 2931 nucleotides. Its product is annotated as meiosis-specific coiled-coil domain-containing protein MEIOC-like. Gene Ontology annotation, cellular component: cytoplasm; nucleus. The transcript has 8 exons. Lineage: Eukaryota; Metazoa; Chordata; Actinopteri; Cypriniformes; Cyprinidae. Gene Ontology annotation, biological process: mRNA stabilization; meiotic cell cycle; female meiosis I. Bases 159 to 2786 code for a protein of 875 amino acids. The record is from RefSeq and is a predicted model, not a curated record.